AUGCAAUUGAAAAACCUCCUCGUGGCCGCCUGCAUGGCCCUGCCCGCCCUGGCCGAGUCCACCAACAGCACCGAUAUCGCGCCUAAGCUCCAAACCCGUCUGGCCCAGAUUGACAUCGGCUACAAGACCACCUACCUCAGCCUCAACCAGGCAGUGAGUGGCAACGGCAACGCCACCAUCGAUGAUGUCAUUUCUACAUACAAGAAAACCGCUUCGACUGAAGACAGCGCCCUUGACAAGCACCAGCCCACCGCAGCUCUUCCUCACUCCUCUCAGCUGGUGCUCUGCCAGGCCUACCACUCUCUUGCCCUGAGUGGUAUCGAACUCAACUCCGCCUUCAUUGAGCACCUCGACUCCUUCAACAAGUCCCAGCGCCACAGCAUUGAGUCUACCCUGUCCAAGGUCAGCUCUGAGACUUCACGUUUCUCUUCCCAGGUUGCCAGCAAGGCUCUGUCGUACUGCUAUGACACCGUUCACUACGAUGAGAAGAUCAUCAACAAGUCCCUCCAGGACGCUAUGUCGGCGCUGGGUAACUAA
Messenger RNA from Penicillium salamii, 537 nucleotides. NCBI's taxonomy places the organism in Eukaryota, Fungi, Ascomycota, Eurotiomycetes, Eurotiales, Aspergillaceae. The record is from the annotation of a GenBank genome assembly.